GUUUGACCACAAUGUAUAGUGAGUGUAUACUCAUACUCAAUACCGGAGCACCACAUAUACAAACAAUACACCAUCAAUAAUAUAGGCACUCAUCCGCUUAGAUCAACAAGUUAAAGUUCGAAGCCAGAAUGAGUUCGAAUUGGGAAGUAUCUACCACAUCCCAUAAGGGGCGAUACAUAAGGGCGAAAUUACCUCUCACUAGGGGAACUCUGGUAUUGAAAAGCGAUCCAUUUGCAUACACUGUAACUAACAAGCAGAAGGCUCUGAGAUGUUCGGCUUGUUUGAAAGCAAGUGAAGGUCUACGAGGAUGCGGACGAUGUAAAAAGCUUUAUUUUUGUAAUUCCCAGUGUCAGCGGAGAGCAUGGCCUCGACACAAACAGGAGUGCAAAGCCAUCUGCGCCUCUCAGAAGGUGGCGUUGGAUGCAAUGUCGAUUGUAUGCCAUGCCGUGUGGAGGGCUGCAGCGGAUAAGAAGACUCUGUUUGAUUCGGACUUUGGUGUUCUUCAAUCUAAUCGAAGACUACAAAGUACUGACGACGAUGUAGCUCAGGCACCUACCGCCAUGUUGAUACGUACUUAUUUGGAAUCCAGUGGUAUAGAAGCCUCGCAGAUUCCCUCCAUUGGAGAUGCGAUGAAUGCACUAUCCGUGAUCAAAACAAAUAGCUUCACGAUCCUUGAUGAUGAGAUGAUGGAAUGUGGAGUGGGCAUAUAUCCACUUGCUUCUAACUUCAACCACAGUUGCGAUCCGAAUGUGGUGAUUACCUUUAAUGGUUUCGAAUUGCAGGCGAGACUCAUACGAAACGUACACACUGGUGAUGAGAUGACAAUUAGUUACAUUGAUAAUGCAAAGCCACGCGAGGAGCGACGCAAUCAACUGCGGAAACAAUAUUAUUUCAACUGUGACUGUUCUUUGUGCGGCGACACACAAAUGGAUGAUACACACCUAGCAUUUCGAUGUCAGCAACGCGUGGGUGGCAACCAGUGCGAUGCGAUGGUCCCUUUUGACGAUGGUAAACAGCUUGUUGGUGACGAUGCGUUGUGUUCGCAGGGUCAUGUGCAGUCCAUAACGGGUGACCGGAUGAAUAGUACGGCACAGCAUCUAGAUGAUAAGAUUACCGAAGCCAAAUCUGUAUCAGAAAGCGACAGGGCAAUUCAAAUGUGUGAUGAGGUUAUGUGUACCGGCCGCAAGAUCCUGUUCAAGUAUAACACUCAGCUAACAGCCAUAUCAUCAGCGACGUGUGACAUUGCUAUCAAUCAUGGCAGGUUCGACAAGGCAUAUGAUUACGGCAUGGACGGGACACGGGGUCUAUAUAGGAUUUUGAGCGAUGGAUUCGAUCCACGAUUAGGCAUUCAGUGUCUACGGAUGGCGAAACUCGGUGCACACAUAUACACUGAACCAAACGAACAUCUGUACAGGAGAAAGGUCGAGGAAUUUGCGAAAGAGGCGGUUAAGAUACUUACAGUGACGCACGGCGCUAGCAAUCGAUUGAUAUCUGAAGCACGAAUGCUUGUAAUAAAUCAAAUACCGAUGUAGAAAAGUCUAUAAAAAUCGAUAAGGCAUUAUCUAUUAAUUAAAGCUAAAGAGUCCAAAAG
Messenger RNA from Sphaeroforma arctica JP610, 1591 nucleotides. RefSeq lists its product as hypothetical. Gene Ontology annotation, molecular function: histone methyltransferase activity; protein binding. Gene Ontology annotation, cellular component: nucleus. The record is from RefSeq and is a predicted model, not a curated record. The transcript has 11 exons. The coding region runs from base 129 to 1532 and encodes 467 amino acids. Lineage: Eukaryota; Ichthyosporea; Ichthyophonida.